Messenger RNA from Phragmites australis (common reed), 1696 nucleotides. Its product is annotated as bZIP transcription factor 12-like. NCBI's taxonomy places the organism in Eukaryota, Viridiplantae, Streptophyta, Magnoliopsida, Poales, Poaceae. Gene Ontology annotation, molecular function: DNA-binding transcription factor activity. The transcript is spliced from 4 exons. Gene Ontology annotation, cellular component: nucleus. The coding region runs from base 394 to 1167 and encodes 257 amino acids. The record is from RefSeq and is a predicted model, not a curated record. Gene Ontology annotation, biological process: positive regulation of DNA-templated transcription.
GCCGGCCGGCGGCCGAUGCGAUCGAGUCGGACGCUGAGCCAAAAGCCCAGGCGCUGCCCCAAUCGUGAACCGCACUCGUGAGUGACCGCUGCUAUAAACUCCCGUCCCGUCGCGAACGCACUAAUCAUGGGUCACUCGCCGAUCAUACUUCCGUAAUCACUCCACCAACCUCUGACUCCCUCCCCCCUUGCUCGCUAGCGGGGCGAGCCAAGCCGAGAGCACACGGCACGACACCAGCGCCACCCCACGUUUCGAGCCCUCCCCCCUCGCCCGCAUUCCGAGUUCCCAACCAACCAACGACCGCACCUUCCUUCCCGAAGCCUCCGAGAGCUCAGAGAGAGAGAGAGAGAGAGAGAGUAAUACGGGACACGAGAAAGGCGCGGCGGCAAGCGCAUGGCGUCGUCGAGGGUGAUGGCGUCGACCUCGCCGUCGCACACGGCCUCGGAUCUCGCGCGCUUCGCGCAGGCCGCCAGCAAGCCCGGCGGCGGCGGGGGCAGCGGGCUGGGGUCCAUGAACGUCGAGGAGCUCCUCCGCGGCAUCUACAGCGACAUGCCCACCCCGGCGACCGCGUCCGGCAGCGACCGGCCGAUGUCGCCGGCGCCCGCGCCGGAGAUCGCCACGCGACGGACGGCGGAGGAGGUGUGGAAGGAGAUCACUGGUGGAGGUGGCAGUAUGGGGUCGGUGGCCCCCGCAGCUCCGGCUGUUGUCGCCGCUGGCGGUGGAGGAUGCGACGGCCCGGAGAUGACACUGGAGGACUUCCUGGCGGUGAAGGAGGACGAGGUUAGGGUUUCGGGCCCCUCUGCGCCGGCGGAGGGGCAGGUGGCGAUGGGGUUCCUGAGCGGGGCAGGGGGAGUGGGUGGCAACGGCCGCGGGAGGGGUAGGAAGAGGCAGCUGAUGGAUCCAGUGGAUCGCGCUUUGAUGCAGCGGCAAAAGCGAAUGAUCAAAAACCGUGAGUCUGCAGCCAGGUCACGGGAGAGGAAGCAGGCUUAUAUCGCGGAGCUUGAAUCGCUAGUCACGCAGCUGGAGGAGGAGAAUGCCGAGCUGUUGAGAGAACAGGAGGAGCGACACCGGAAACAGCUUAAAGAGCUCAUGGAACGAGUGACGCCAGUCAUUGUGAGGAAAAAGCUAUCACGAGAUCUUAGAAGAACGAACUCGGUGGAGUGGUAGAAUUGAGCCAAGCUCAGUUGACAUCCCCGUACAGUUAUAACAUAGCAUUUGGUCCUUCUGUAUGUCAAUUUUCUAUUUAUCUGCGGCAACUUGGUGCUAGUACCUUAGCAGAAAUAGCAUGGGCAGUUAGCCGGCACAGUAAUGAAAUCAUAUUAUGCAGGAGGGAGAGUGGUCAUGAGCAAGAAAGCCUGUUAUUCCUAUUUGGCCCGCGGAGUCUGUUCUGCCUGAUUCUAUUUUCUAUAUUUUCUUGAAACCGUGGCCGGUAGGUUUAGCAAGAAAGAAUAGUACUCCAAUUAGCAGGAUCACCCGAAAGUAAAUUGGAGCAUCAUACAAUGUUGCUUGUUCCCUGUUUGGUGCCAUAAGCCCACAAUGAUUCAAGAGUUGGUAGUAGAAUCCAAUGUAACUUUCAAAACAGCCGUUUUUAGUUUCUGUUGUGUACUUGUAUGUAGACCAAAAAAUCGCAUUGUAUGAGUUUGACCUGGACAAGAUUAUCCCAUCUAUUUGUAGCAUGGUUUGCCAUGUUUUCCAA